Molecule: messenger RNA, 111 nt
Organism: Geosmithia morbida
Lineage: Eukaryota; Fungi; Ascomycota; Sordariomycetes; Hypocreales; Bionectriaceae
Exons: 2
Coding region: 1-111 (36 amino acids)
Source: RefSeq, a predicted model, not a curated record
AUGGAAUCAUCCCUGUUUUCCUUCUUCACUUACUUUCCGUCUCUCUCAUCCGCUCUCCAUCUAUCUUUCCGUUCUUCUGAGUCCUCGGGGGGUUUGCGGAACCUGGACUGA